AACCUUGGAGCAGACAUAAUGCUAUAACCACUGUGCCUUCAGUGCUCUGGGAAAGACCAAGAAAUCACGACCACGGACAUUCAUCAAAAAAGAGCCUAGACCGAUUUUGGGGCAUGACGAUCAACUUCCUCUCUUUUUUUGGGACCAAGCAAGCACAGCAGUUCCAGCACAGCAGUUGCAAGCCCAGCGAUACAGGACAGCAACUGCAAGUGGAACAGUGCAGCAAGUCCAACAGGUCCAACAAUUACAAACAAGUGCAGCAGUUACAGCAAGUUCACACAGAGCCAACAGAUGGAAAAUAUACUUGUCUAGAAUGUGAAAGACAUUCUCUAAGCGAAGCAGCUUUUGAGUAUCAAAGAAGACCCCACACAGGUGAAAAGCCUUUCAGCUGUGGCAUUUGUGGGAAAGCUUUUGCAACAAUCGCAACCUUGUGGUUCAUACAGGAUUCAUACGGGGGAAAGACCGUACGAGUGCUCAGAAUGUGGGAAAACAUUUUCACAAAGAAGUAUGUUAAAUGUCCAUCUGAGAAUUCACACUGGAGAAAGACCAUAUCUUUGCAAUGA
Molecule: messenger RNA, 563 nt
Organism: Penaeus monodon (black tiger shrimp)
Lineage: Eukaryota; Metazoa; Arthropoda; Malacostraca; Decapoda; Penaeidae
Product: histone-lysine N-methyltransferase PRDM9-like
Exons: 2
Source: RefSeq, a predicted model, not a curated record